This is a messenger RNA of Phaeoacremonium minimum UCRPA7, 2805 nucleotides long. RefSeq names its product putative nucleoporin nic96 protein. Gene Ontology annotation, biological process: poly(A)+ mRNA export from nucleus; protein import into nucleus. The transcript is spliced from 2 exons. The record is from RefSeq and is a predicted model, not a curated record. Gene Ontology annotation, cellular component: nuclear pore. The coding region runs from base 1 to 2805 and encodes 934 amino acids. Lineage: Eukaryota; Fungi; Ascomycota; Sordariomycetes; Togniniales; Togniniaceae. Gene Ontology annotation, molecular function: structural constituent of nuclear pore.
AUGGAAGAUCUCCCGAGCCUCCAACUGGGCCUGGGCGACCUUCGUCAGAGGCUCCGAAAGCUCGGCCCUCGUGCUCAGGACCGAGCGUUCGACGGCAAGGCGCAUUACUUUCUCGCUGCUUCUGGCGUUGACCCUGGCGCGGCGGUAAGGGAUCUCGGCUCCCUGGGGAUCCAAACAUCGAAACUGGACCGUCCACCUCAAGGGCUCGCACCCGGUGAGGUCGAUGUCGAGACCUACCUCUCAAAUCUUCAAACAAAGACCACCCUCGGCAUGAUCGCUGAUGGUCUUGAGAGGUCUGUUCGUGACUUCGAUGCAUUCCUGGAAGAUAAUGUCACCAUGGAAUGGGAGGCACAGAGGAAGCGUAUCUAUCAGCACUUUGGCAUCAAGCCGAGGGAGGAACCAAGUAGCACAGCCGCAUCUGGUAGGGAGUCCCAGGGCGGGUUUGGCAGAUCCCGCAGGAAAACGCAGCAAGGCACACCAGGCCCGCGAUCUACUCAAAAAGCGAGCGCAUUUGGUCGAUCCACCAUGCAAAAGUCUGUCAUCGGUACACCCAGCAAGAUUGGCUCUCAUCCGUCCGAGUUCACUGAUGUCAAUGGUGGUGACGCGAUUGGCUCUCUCAACGGAGCCGCUGCCAUGGAUGAUCGAUUCCUCCGAGAGAAGCAGGCCAAGUUGGCGGAGAGAAUUCACAGUCUCAACGACAGUCGUGCCUACCAACGACCUUAUCCUAUCCUCUGUGAGCUUGCAGAUCUCGAGUCCAAGUCCGGAGACCGACAUGCACAGCACAUUGUAGAUGCUUACCAUGCCGUGAUGGAUAUGGUGAGCGAGUAUCCUAAUGCUGAUCCCAGCAUCCCCGGGUCCACAGCCAAGGAGCGCGAGUUUGCGAAGAUGUAUCUGGAUCCUAAUCCUAACUCUCCACAUGCCAUCGAGAUGCGAAAGAGAAUUCUCGAAGGCGCCAAUCGUUUCUUGGAACAGCAAUUCUUCGGCGAGGUUGAGGCGGCGAUCGCUAAGCGCCCUCAGGAUGCCAACCCAGGCGGUAGACCAGAUGUUGUGAGCAAGAUUAAGGCGUACAUCCGUGUCCUUGCAACUGGGAAACGCCUCGUUCCCGACAAUGUCGAAUUGCAGCAGGUACAAGGAGAGUAUGUCUGGGCGGUUGUCUUUUAUCUACUUCGAUCUGGUCAUGUCAAUGAGGCUGCGAAGUAUGUCAACGACAAUCAAAAUCAUUUCAGAAGCAUCGACAGGACAUUCUCCGGCUAUAUUAACAGUUAUGCCUCGAGCGAGGAUCGACGAUUAAAGCGGCCGCUGCAGGACCGCUGCAAUAACGAGUACAACCAGCGGGCUCGCAAUGCCCCUGAGAACUCUAUCGACCCGUUCCGAAUGGCUUGUUAUAAAAUCAUUGGUCGCUGUGACCUCAACAACCGCAGCUUCGAGAAUCUACAAACCGAUGUCAGUGAUUGGAUAUGGCUGCAGUUCAACCUUGCAAGAGAGGGAGAUCGAGCCAUCGAAUUCGCUGGCGAGAUGUUUGGUUUGACGGAGUUACAAGCGAGCAUUCGAGAAAUCGGACUCAAGCACUUCCCCAAGUCAAGCGCCGAGGAUUCGAAUGGGAGCUUUGGCAUGUUCUUCUAUCUACAGAUCCUCUCUGGCAUGUUCGAGCAAGCAAUUGCCUAUCUCUACAGCUUUUCCUACGUCGAUGCUGUGCAUUUUGCGAUCGCCCUAGAAUACUAUGGGCUGCUGCGUGCGGCUGAUGCUCUGACAUCCGGAAGCGAUCUGCUAAGUCACAAUACUCGUGGCCUCCCACAAAUCAACUUUGGCAGAAUGUUGGGCUAUUACACACGAGACUUCCGAGCGGCUAACGUUGCCGCUGCAGUUGACUACAUCAUUUUGAUUUGCCUCAACGUUGACGACCGUCAGCAACAGGCAGACCAACAGCACGCAGCGCUGUGCCACGAGGCUCUCCGUGAGCUUGUCCUUGAGACGAGGGAAUUCAGCAAGCUCAUUGGCGAUAUCAAACCAGAUGGUCAUCGCAUACAAGGCAUCAUCGAGAGUCGCGGCCAGCUUAUCGACCUAGAAGCUGAGCAAGACUUUGUCAAGGCCAUUACCUUGCAGGCUGCUAGCUUCGCCGACGACAAUGGACGAACUACCGACGCUGUGCUUCUGUACCAUCUUGCGGGAGACUAUGACACGGUGGUCGCCAUCGUCAGCAGAGCUCUUAGUGAAGCCAUCUCCCUGGAGAUCGGUGAGGAUCCUCUAAGGCUUAUGCCUGUGAAGCCACGUCUUGAAGGCGGUGCGGAGCCGGGCACCAGCCUCAGCCUUGCAUCCAUUGACGAUCCCGUGGAGCUAGCAAGGACCAUGAUGGGCAUGUACGAGAAGGAUCACAUGUUCCGGUCAAAGAUCCGGGAUCCGAACAGGAUUGCCUGCAGUGUCCUGCUGCAAAUGUCCGAAAUCAAGGGCUUCGUUGAAGGCGGCAAAUGGCCACAAUGUUUAGACAAAAUUCGAGCCUUGGAGAUCCUUCCCCUUAGCGCCAAAGGCGAUCCGAGCAUCAUCCGCAGCUUCGCUGCCAAGUUCUCUGGUCUGCCGCAAUCUGUCGCGAUCAAUGUGCCGAAUCUGCUGAUGUGGACGGUCAUCUGCUGCACAAAGCAGCGGGAGCGGCUUAUGAAUGGACAAUUCAGCGGCAACGAGUCAACAUCGCGCAUGCUUGCAGAGGAACUCAAGCAGAUGACGCUGGACUUGACGACCUACACCAGCCAGUUGAGAUACCGCUUCCCGCCGUAUCUUCAUGAAGCGUUGGCGAGGGCGUCUGCGGACUAA